Zootoca vivipara (common lizard) is the source of this 2924-nucleotide messenger RNA. RefSeq names its product forkhead box S1 (gene FOXS1). The record is from RefSeq and is a predicted model, not a curated record. Gene Ontology annotation, molecular function: DNA-binding transcription factor activity, RNA polymerase II-specific; RNA polymerase II cis-regulatory region sequence-specific DNA binding. Gene Ontology annotation, biological process: cell differentiation; anatomical structure morphogenesis; regulation of transcription by RNA polymerase II. Lineage: Eukaryota; Metazoa; Chordata; Lepidosauria; Squamata; Lacertidae.
GGGCGGACUCAGCACCCCUCAAAUACUUUAUUGGGGGGCAAAGGGAUCUCAACUGCUAGGAGUUGGCUCCGAUAAUGAUGAUUUGUGACUGGGUUGCCCCAUCGACUCUGAGCAGCUUCCAACAGAAUAUAAAACAGUGCAGUGAUGGAACUGUCAAAAGGCCGUCAGCACGGGACCUCAUUGUCUGGGCUGAACAAUAGGGGUGGAGACGCUCCUUCAGGUCUACUGGGCUGAGGCCACUUAGGGCUUUAAAGGUCAGCACCAAUACUUUGAAUUGUGCCCGGAAACGUACUGGGAGCCAAUGUAGAUCUUUCAAGACCAGUGUUAUAUGGUCUCGGCGGCCGCUCCCAGUCACCAGUCUAGCUGCCGCAUUCUGGAUUAGUUGUAGUUUCCAAGUCACCUUCAAAGGUAGCCCCAUAUACAGCACAUUGCAGUAGCCCAAGCGGGAGAUAACCAGAGCAUAUACUACUCUGCCGAGAAAGGUGUGCAGGCAGGUAGGGUCUCGGUCGAGAGUAAGCCCUGCUGGCUUCAGCGGGACUUCUGGGCAAACCUAUAUAGAAGGAAUCGAGCCCAAGAGCCCUCUCCCCUCCUGCAGUUUCCAGAAACUGGUUUUCAGGAGCAUUGCUGUGCAGAUAGAGCAACACCAUCUUGGCUUGCAGCCCUCGAAAGCCCUCCAUGAGCUUGUCUAAUCCACUUUCCAAGUUGGUGGCCACCUCUGCCUCUUGAAAGAGGGAGUUCCAUAUGUGCUGCACGGAGAAUUCCUUCCUUUCAUCUGUCUCGAAUCUUCCAGCACUUAGCUUCACGGGAUCCCCACAAAGUUCUAGUUGUCAGGAGAGAGGGAGAGCGGCAAUUAUCCGCCCAGGCCCAGAUGUAGCUGUUGCUGACACCAAACAUUUUUGGGGUAGCGCCGAUCUUGCCCUGCCUCCUGCUACUGGGCUGCUGCCUUCUAUUUUAUAAACUCUGCUUGGACUAACGAAACGACCCCAAACGACCUAGCUGCAGCUUCCAGGCUGCCUUCACCAUCUCCAUCCUGGCCCCCGCCAGCUGCGUCUGGGAAUGGCUUUGAGGUGGCAUUUCCUCUUGCGCGGAGGCGAUGAUGCUCAGAGCCUGGCCAGCAAAGGAACAGGAGCUGCUCUCAGCCCCUCCUCUGGGUCCCUGUGGGCAGGAGGUGGAGCCGCUCAGCCCUCUUUUCCAGACGGGAGAGAGGCUGGACCACAGCAGAGUUUUAAACCAAGUCGGUAGGACAGGAUUUUCCCCAGGACUUCGCAGAGCCUGCUGCUUGGAGGAGAGGGAGUGGAGAUGCAGCUGGAAUAUCUCCACCCGGCUGCUUCUUCCCGGUCCAGCCUGCCUCCCCUAUGCGAGGCUGGAGGAGGAGGAGGAGGAGAAGGCAACCAGCUGGCCAUGGGGUUUGCCAGGUACGCAGCCCCAGAGCCAUUCCAGGGGUCCCGUUCGCCUCUGGCCCCCGAAGGGACCAAGCCUCCGUACAGCUACAUUGCCCUCAUCACCAUGGCCAUUCAGAGCACCCCAGAGAAGAGGAUCACCCUCAACGGCAUCUACCGCUACAUCACGGCGCGUUUCGGCUACUACCGGGAGAACAAGCAAGGCUGGCAGAACAGCAUCCGCCACAACUUGUCUCUCAACGAGUGCUUCGUCAAGGUGCCGCGGGACGACAAGAAGCCCGGCAAGGGCAACUUCUGGACCCUGGACCCCGACUGCCACAACAUGUUCGAGAACGGCAGCUUCCUGCGGCGCAGACGCCGCUUCACCCGCAAGAGGGGCGCCGAGGGCCACAGGAAGCCGCUGGCGAAAUGCCCGCUCUUGGUGGAGAAAGCCAUCAAAGUAGAAAGCGGCUCUGGUUCUUCGCCAGCUGCUGUGGGCCUGCUCCAGGGCUCCUGCCAAGAGAAGACGCUGCCCUUGGAGGUGCCCGCCGUUGCAGGCCGAAGCCCCAGUGACCUGGCACUUCCUGGCCAGGAGCACCUGGGCUCCGGAGGCCUGGCCUGCGGCAAGAGCUACCCACAGAGGCAGCCGUGCCUUGCUCCGUACGACCGACAGGCCUGCUACCAAGCCCUGCUGGACUGCUCCCAGGUGAAGGAGCCAGCCCUGGAUGGCAUGCAAGCCAGCCCUCCUUCCCAGGUGGGCGACAGGAUGGCACAGGAACCCACAGAGGCUAAGGAGCCCCUUCAGGGCAGCCCCAAAACACCUCUGGGGCCUCCUAAGAGUGGGCAGGAUGGGAAGGCUUUUGGGCAGCUGGCCCCAACCUUCCUGGGCCCUAGCAAGGGUGCCCAGGCCUGCAGCCGCCAGUCAUCGCCUUUUGAAGGCGAGGCCUAUGCCAAGCCUUCUGUCUUGCCCGUUUUUGGCUCCCUGGGCUACUCGGGAGCCGAUUCCCUGAGCGGGAACUACCAGUGCCGCCUGCAGGCCCUGAACUUCUGCGUCAACGAGCACGGGGGCUGCGGCACAGCCUUGGAGCACCUUUUGACAGCCACCGUGGGCACUGGGUCCUCGGCCCCCAGCCAGCCAGCCUCCUUCAUGCCACUUCAAGGAGAGCAGGAAGCCUGGGGCGGGGGGCCCUUCUCCCUCCAAGGAGGCAGCGGGUACCAGCUGGGGCUCCCCCACUGUCUCUACAGGACCCCUGGCAUGUUCUUCUUCGAGUGAUGGAGGAGUGCGGGUGGUGUCUCGGGAGCAGACAGCACUCGCGUCCUCCCCGCCAGGGGACCAGGGCUCGACCCCCCCCCCAAUGUAAGUUAUUGACUCCUGGCUGGCAGAGUAAAGAAGGGACUCUAAAAUAGCAGAGCCCUCCAGCUUCUGACCAGCAACACUUUCGUCCCGUCUGGAUAAAAAAAACAGCAACGGCAUCUCCCACCCGGCGGAUGGAACCUGUGUUUUUUUUAAGAAGGAAAAAUUGGUUAGCGGAAUAAAUGCGCUUC